This is a messenger RNA of Rhizophagus irregularis DAOM 181602=DAOM 197198, 1339 nucleotides long. RefSeq lists its product as uncharacterized. Gene Ontology annotation, molecular function: protein kinase activity; ATP binding. NCBI's taxonomy places the organism in Eukaryota, Fungi, Glomeromycota, Glomeromycetes, Glomerales, Glomeraceae. Gene Ontology annotation, cellular component: cytoplasm. The record is from RefSeq and is a predicted model, not a curated record. Gene Ontology annotation, biological process: signal transduction; protein phosphorylation.
UUUUUCGUGUGUUGUAUAUAAAAAGAAAAAGACGACUUUUUUUUUUUUAAACUAAAAAUUAUAGAAAUCCCAAAUUUUAAAAAUUAUAUUUUUUUUUUAUUACUGCGCCAAUUUCGUACCCUUUAAAUUUAAAGCCUUUAUCAAAAUGUCACCAUCCCAAUUUCAAAUUCAAACAAUCGAAUAUCAUAUCGAUACAGAAUUGGAGCAUGAAAGCCCACUUACGCUCAGUGAAAAACAUUUAGCAGAAUUGAUUACUCUAUGUCAAGAUAGAGGAAUAAGUAUUGAAGGUGAUAAACCCACUUUGAUAAAAGCAUUACUGGAUUGGAAACUAAAUACACGACCUGUUCCCGCGCCGUCUACGCCUAAGCUUUUCUCAAUCGAUGGAUCAAGUGGGUUAAAGCAAGAUAAAAUUUGUUCCUUAUCAUCGGUAUUUUUGGAUAAUGAUGCAAGUGAAAUAAAAUAUGAGGAUCUAGAAAUCGGUAGAAAAAUAGGCUCGGGAGGUUUUAAAGAUUGCUAUGAAGGAAAAUACAAAGAACAAUCUGUCGCCAUUGGAGAACUUCGCGUUGUUAAUUUUAGUGAAUCUGAUCUCAAAGAAACGAAACAUGAGAUUAAUGUCCUAAAACAACUACGUCACGAGAACAUUAUUCAAUUCAUAGGAAUAAGCACUAAUACUAAACAAUUAUUUAUUAUAACUGAAUUUUGUGAAAAUGGUGAUUUAUUUGACUAUAUGAGAAAAGUACCAAGACCACCUUUUACUCAACAGAUCAUGUUUAUGCAUGACAUUGCACUUGGCAUUACAUAUUUACACACUCGUCGUCCAAGCAUUAUUCAUAGAGAUUUGAAAUCUAUGAACAUAUUGAUAUCCUCUAAUUUACGAGCGAAAAUUAAUGAUUUUGGAUUAGCCCGUAUUAGACCAAAAGCAAAUGCAAGUAUGCACACCCAAUGUGGUACUCCAAAUUGGCAAGCACCAGAAUUUUGGACUCCUAAUCCUAGCUAUACUGAAAAGGUUGAUGUAUAUGCCGCUGCACUUAUUUUCUGGGAAAUUUUGACAUGGGGAGAAGCUGGAUAUCCUUAUCACAAUUAUAACGAACAUCAAUUGUAUGAGGCUGUUAGAGAUAGAAAUGUUCGUCCAUCACUAAUUGAAUUAAAGAAUUAUCCAACUACACUUCUUUUAUUAAUUCAAGAUAUGUGGCAGAAACUUCCUUCAGCGCGACCAAGUAUGGCUCAAGUGGUCGAAUCGCUUGUUCAAUAUUUAAAUUAAAUUAUUUAACAUUUUAUUUAUAUCUUCUCUACAUAUUAAUGGAAAAACUAUUAUAAAAAAAAAAAAAAUUUAUUUCCU